Molecule: messenger RNA, 552 nt
Organism: Ochlerotatus camptorhynchus
Lineage: Eukaryota; Metazoa; Arthropoda; Insecta; Diptera; Culicidae
Exons: 5
Coding region: 1-552 (183 amino acids)
Molecular function (GO): zinc ion binding
Source: RefSeq, a predicted model, not a curated record
AUGUACAAUGCUAGAUACAAACAUGGAAGAGAGCUGCUGAACGAUAAUUUUCUAAAAAAUGUAUGUUUUGCUCAGAUUGCAGAUGAUGUUUUCCAGGUACGUGCUUAUUGUAGCGCGACCAUGAAAAAAACACAGCUUUAUCAAGUAAAGUUUGAGAUAUGCAGCAAGAGACAACAGAUAACAAAAUCAAAUUGUGAAUGUGUGGCAGGCGCAGGAAAUUCCUCUGCAUGCAAGCACGUUGCAGCGCUGCUUUGUUGUGUGGAAGAAUUUGUAACUACAGGACAAGUCAUUCAAAACCCAGGAUGUACGAACGCUCUGCAGGCUUGGCACAAACCUCCGAAAAACGCCCCAAAGGAUCUUAUAAAUGAAUCCAUCGAAAAUAUUAUGUCAAAAAGAAAGCAGAAAACAUUGAGAACCAACUGUGCUGUGCCUGCUCUUGAAGAUAACGCUCUAUGCUUGCAAACAACUGAUGAACUCAUAAAUAUAACUUUAAAUGCUGGGUUGAGCAGCACUAUGAACACCAACAGGGUCGUUAAUAUGAUUGGCAAUUGA